This is a messenger RNA of Sardina pilchardus (European sardine), 1312 nucleotides long. RefSeq names its product fructose-1,6-bisphosphatase 2 (gene fbp2). The transcript has 7 exons. NCBI's taxonomy places the organism in Eukaryota, Metazoa, Chordata, Actinopteri, Clupeiformes, Clupeidae. Gene Ontology annotation, molecular function: fructose 1,6-bisphosphate 1-phosphatase activity. The coding region runs from base 119 to 1135 and encodes 338 amino acids. Gene Ontology annotation, cellular component: cytosol; cytoplasm. Gene Ontology annotation, biological process: fructose 6-phosphate metabolic process; gluconeogenesis; fructose 1,6-bisphosphate metabolic process. The record is from RefSeq and is a predicted model, not a curated record.
GAACUGGGACCAGCUCGCUUCCUCUUGCCUUCCCUGACUCACUGUCACCCAGAGACCCUCACACACACGUUUUCCCCCGCAACACGGCUUACCCCUUCUUGUGCUGACCAACGGCAGGAUGACGGAUCAGUCUAUGUUCGACACGGACGUAUGGACCCUAACCCGGUUUGUUAUGGAGACGGGCCGGAAGGCCAAGGGCUCGACCGGCGAGCUCACCCAGCUGAUCAACUCCAUGCUGACGGCCAUCAAAGCCAUCUCGUGCGCGGUGAGGAAGGCGGGUCUGGUUCACCUGCAAGGCAUCGCUGGCAAGACCAACGUGACGGGCGACGAGGUGAAGAAGCUGGACGUCCUGUCCAACGACCUGGUGGUCAACAUGCUCCAGUCGUCAUACAGCACCUGCCUGAUGGUCUCUGAGGAGAACAAAGACGCCAUUGUCGUUCCAGCAGACAAGCGAGGUAAAUAUGUGGUCUGCUUUGACCCGCUGGACGGCUCUUCCAACAUUGACUGCCUGGCAUCCAUUGGCACCAUUUUUGCCAUCUACAAAAGGACUUCAGAAGGGGAACCCAAUGACCAGGAUGCCUUACAGCCUGGCAACCAGAUAGUGUGUGCUGGCUACGCUCUCUAUGGCAGUGCCACUCUAGUCGCCCUGAGCACUGGGGCAGGAGUCAACUUCUUCAUGCUGGACCCGGCUGUGGGUGAGUUUGUUCUCACAGAGAGGAAUGUAAAGAUUAAGAAGAAGGGAAAGAUCUACAGUCUCAAUGAAGGCUAUGCCAAGUACUUCGACCCUGCAAUAAAUGAGUACAUCAAGGCAAAGAAAUAUCCAGAGGAUGGGGGUGCCCCAUACGGUGCCAGGUAUGUGGGCUCCAUGGUGUCAGACGUUCAUCGCACAAUUGCCUAUGGAGGCAUCUUCAUGUACCCUGCCAAUGAGAAGAGUCCCAAGGGAAAGCUGAGGCUUCUGUACGAAUGUAACCCCAUCGCCUUCCUCAUCGAGCAGGCGGGCGGCAAGGCCACCACGGGCACCCAGAGGGUCCUGGACGUCAAGCCAGAGGCCCUCCACCAGCGGGUGCCCUUCAUCGUGGGCUCCCCUGACGACGUGGAUGAGUUCCUGGCCUUCGUGAAGAAACACCAGAAGUAGAUUGUCGGUGGCCUCUGUGAACGUGACCGCGAUGCCGCCCCCCUUGGCUCCCUGGUUACCUCAGCUUGAGUUUCACUUCAGUUAAUUUUUGUCAGUGUGCCAGUAAUUCGUAUGCUAUAGGACAUUCUCUGCCUUUUUACAAGAAGACCAAAAAUAGCAAUAAAAGUCGGAAAACAA